Hyaena hyaena (striped hyena) is the source of this 2041-nucleotide messenger RNA. It is a transcript of the gene CUNH10orf67, whose product is annotated as chromosome unknown C10orf67 homolog. The record is from RefSeq and is a predicted model, not a curated record. NCBI's taxonomy places the organism in Eukaryota, Metazoa, Chordata, Mammalia, Carnivora, Hyaenidae.
AUGGCAACGGACGCCGGGUUCCGGACUCCAACGCCGCCCAGCCCCCAGGUCCGCGGGAGGCGCACGGCUCCGAUGGCGAGCUGGGGCGACGCGCCCGAGACCGAGGAGUGCCGGAAGAUCCUCGAGAGCCUCGAGUCGACUAUUGAACAAUUCCGGUUCAGCCCCAGACUUAAAAUUUCCGAUGAUUUGAAGGUUGGCUUUUUCAGCACAGACCAUGCUACUCAAACAGAUUCCAGUGAAAUUUUACCAUUAAAAGAGUUGAGUUCAUCUACUGAGAAGCUAGUACAGGUUAUUAGAUCUCUUGAGGUGGAUUUUGGGUUCCUCAGAGAAUUGCUUCAGUUGAAGUUUGAAGACCGUCUUAAAGAGGAGUCUUUCAACCUCUUCACUACUCUACAUGACAGGAUCCUAGCAAUCGAAAAACAUUAUCAAGAGAAUGAGGACAUCAUAAGAAAAUGCUAUAAUCAGCAGUUGGCUGACGCCAUAGCUGUUAUCAAAGGAAUGUACAAGCAAUUCUUUGAGGUGGAAGAAGAGACUUUUUUGCAAGAAUCAGCAACUAUCAAAAUGAGUAUUUUGUUAAAAAGACUGAAGGAGAGAGAGGGAAUUAUUAAGGAGUUAAAAGAAGAACUAGAUCAAUGUGAAGAGUCUCAACAACUUGACGCGUUUGCCAAAGAGACAGCCCUAGAAAGAGAGAAUUUGGAGCAGAAAGUGGAAAACGAGAGGCUGCUUCAAAUCAUUGCAGAACUCGAAGAAGCAAUCCGACUCAAUCUAAGGGAAAACUCGCUCUUAGAAGAUGAAAUUAUAUCUCUGAAAGACUCGGCAGCAAAGGAUCGUACAAUUAUUCAAAAGCUAAUUGAUGGCAGAGACAGAUUACUAUGUGAGCUUGAUUAUGAAAAAUCAGUAGUCCAAGAAAUGAUUAAUAAACAGAAGGAGGAAAUGGAAAUAAGGAAGAAGAUCGACAGCCUAAGCAGCAAGGGCCGGAAAACACUCAAGGGGAAAGAAUCGCCUUUGUCUCCGUGGCCCUUACAACCCGUGGUUCCUUCCAAGGCCGGAGCCAUUUCAAGGGCACGCUCGCCCUCCUUCAGUGUAGCGCCUGGUAAGAGCAAGAGAGUUAAGAGUCCAAAGAAAUCUGCAAAGGAAGAACAGCCUGCGGCAAAAUCUCCAAAACCAGUUGAAGUGCACGAAGCAAUGAAGGGGAAAUUAUCAGUAACUGAGAUCGGAGAAAAACAUGUUUUGGAGAAGCAAAUACAAGAACUAAAGGCUAAUUUAGAAAAUGAGAAAAAGAAGACAGAAAGAUUGAGGAAAGAAUCAGAAUGUAUGAACAAAAAUUGGGAAAAGAAAUUCUAUAUUCUCAGGAACAGCCUUCAUGCCCUUAAAGAUGAGAUGUUUACUAGGCACACAUUGUUUCGUCAGUUUGCAGUACUUGCCGAUUCAUCCUUCAAUUAUAUCAAAUUAAAGCCUUUGUUUGUGCAGUCUAAAAUGAACCUGACAACAGAUCCUACUUUCUCAUUAAGUGAUUAUACAGCUGUGCUAAGCAACAAAGACACGGAUGUAGUCAGUGAUCAGACAUAUUUAUCCCCUGAAUCAAAAGGGAGGUUGUCUGGAACCCCGGAAGAAGAGCCUUUGGAGAAGCCGACGAUACUCCAGAACACCCCAGUGAAUGAUAGGGACGCCACCGAGUAGGGGCAACGCGCUGGGUUGCGCGGAGCGGGACCACAGAGAGGGCCCUGUCCCGCCUGGCGCCAGGCCUGCCUCCCUGGCAAAGGGAUACUACCUACACGGGCGUUUCUAACGAAGCUGUUCGUCUCUCCGAUGAUGAUGAUGAUGGUGAUGACGACAUAGACUAACUCGAGACAAGGCCCGCCCUUGAAGCGAAGAGAACGCGAGGUGUGCCGGCUGUGCGCACCUUUCCAAACCCUUAACUGCAGGUGCUCGCUCGUGCUGGGGGAGCGGGACGCACAGACUUCGAGGGGCUGCCAAAGCCAUAGGGGGCGCUUCCUGGGCUCAGCAAUAUGCCCCAAAGCCUUACCGGGGUGGGGAGGAA